CCCGCUACACUUGUCCUUUGCUUCGGUGAAGAUAUGAGGGGCGGUGCUCCCUCCGGUCCCAUCUCCGGCCUUAGGCAGGAUCAUUGGACUCCUUCCACUUUCUUCCCGGGGGUUGUUCCUUUAUUCACUUCCUGCUUUCUCGCUAAGUCUCGCACAUUCCUUUCUACUGCCGCCUUUAAACCUCUUACAUCUCGCAUCUCUCUGGUCUCUCACUCACUUUCCCUCCCCCUAUACUCCUCGCUAGCUCUAUCUCUCCCUUCUCUUCCCUUCUCUUUCAGGGUAUUCGCUUCCGUUGUCUCGCUGUUCUUAAAGACACGCGAUCAACACUCUGGCAGACGCAAUCUGGCAGACUUGGUCUUCGAGAACGUCCAGUAUCGAUUAUCUGACGUUGCGAGCACCGCUGACACUGGCAAACAAGGUUUGUCAGAACACUCCGUGGUCAGUGUGAUCUAGACCUUGCAGGACAAGCAUAGAAACUCAAAGGGUUUCUAGCGUGGCUUCGCGUCACGUUGUCCUCAAAAUACCAGCAGCACUAUGUGCAUGCAAACCCCCUCAUUGAAACAAUCAGGGCGUAGUAUAGCUUGUUAGCUACAAUCCGGAAACAAUACACGUAUGGUGAUUGAUUCUGGUCUUAUCAAUUUGAAGCCCCCUGGAAGAUAUCUGGGAAAAUCAGCGAAAGCUGAUCACACAAUCUCUAUUCUUUUUUUGAAUCGGCUCGAUGAUGAUUCUAUUCCAGAGCUUUUUGCCUGGUCUGCUGAUAGGGCCUUAACUAAAGUCAUACCCCUUCAACUUUUCAUUUCAAUUUCGCCUUGAUGAU
Molecule: messenger RNA, 817 nt
Organism: Aspergillus sclerotioniger CBS 115572
Lineage: Eukaryota; Fungi; Ascomycota; Eurotiomycetes; Eurotiales; Aspergillaceae
Exons: 2
Coding region: 34-453 (139 amino acids)
Source: RefSeq, a predicted model, not a curated record